Messenger RNA from Dendronephthya gigantea, 3252 nucleotides. Its product is annotated as solute carrier family 22 member 5-like. Gene Ontology annotation, cellular component: membrane. The coding region runs from base 1522 to 3078 and encodes 518 amino acids. Lineage: Eukaryota; Metazoa; Cnidaria; Anthozoa; Malacalcyonacea; Nephtheidae. Gene Ontology annotation, biological process: transmembrane transport. The transcript is spliced from 10 exons. Gene Ontology annotation, molecular function: transmembrane transporter activity. The record is from RefSeq and is a predicted model, not a curated record.
AUUACCAACUAUCGACGCAUGCAGCGACAGCAGCUGUUUGGACAUCCUGUUAACGUCCUUACAGUGCUGUGCCAUCAAAAAUCUUAUACCUAGAAUGUAGCAAAACAUUAACGAGGUAUAGACUAUAGUGUAUACACAACGCCGCGUUGCGCUCCGUUUUCGAACCGGUCCGAUGCAGCGAUUUCAGAUUUUAAAUAUUCCAGUUUCAAAUAUUUCAGUUUUUGUACUUCUGGUCUUACCAUCCCCCUAUUCAAUCAAUUGUAUGGUUGAAUAUUGACUGAAGUGUUAUUAGUUACCAUUGUUGUGCGGGACUUUGUAUUGCAAGCAUUUCGCUUCAGCUUUCAAGCUGGAUCGUAAGUUCAAGUAAAAUUGUCUUGUGACUGAAACGGAAAGGUGGAAUUGGCGAUAUGGUCACUUAACAACUGCGCAAAUGGACGGAACAACGGCAACGCACAGGCUUUGCAUUAUUACAUGCCCAAUCAAUUUAACAAUGCUUGAGUCAUAAGUUGAGUAUGUACAUGUUAGCCUGAGAGUGCAGACCACUGGUGUAGACGUAUUUCUUUAUUUACGUCUGUAUACACAGGCUACAGACCAUUGCAAAACAAACAGAACUAACAGACCCCGCCGAUAUUUUUCUGGUCAAUGCAUUUUUUUGCUAUUAAAAUCAAGCUGUGAUGAAGCUACAGAGCCGUGUAAUAUUUCGCAGUUUAGUUGAAAGUAUAACGCAAAGUAUAACGCCCUUUGAUGGUAACCGGCCGAGUCUGAGUGUUUGAGAUUGAUCUCUGUAUUUGCUGAAGAAGAUCCUUUAUGUUUUGCGAUGGGUACGCGGCCGAUUCUUCACCGUUUCACAACAUAAAAUCCUAAUUUGCAUACGCGGCCGGAUCACAGAUAGAUCACAGACGACAUAAAUAGAUAGUCAUAACAGGUAUACCGUAUGCGUCCUUGCCCUUGGUGUCAUCAAUGGGCGUUUAUAGGGGCACAGCAAAUCAAUAACAGCCUACCAUUGACCUUGAGUCUGCGUUCACACUAGUACUUUGCGUAUCAAUUUACGCCAAUGCUGCAACGCAGUUUGUGGAAGCGGGGAAAUAAGGGGCUAGGCUAUACUCCAGAAACAAAGGGGGAGGGAGAACUUCGCUUUCAUAUUUCUGGUAUAUUUCUGAUAUAUUUUUUUUGGUUUGCUAACGGAUUAAACAAUCCGUUUUAAUCAUUUUCUCAUCAAUCUCUUGCUGGUCGGACAAAACGACGAAUGACUUUUUUCUAGAAUUUGGCCCAUGAUUGUACGUCACAUUCACACACGUAUCUCGAAAUAUGCGAGUGUUUUGCCUUGGACUGGAAAAAAAUCACAGCUAUGUCUGCAAGAGUCGUGCUCAUGCAGAAAUCUACAUUCUGCACAUAUCUGAUUUCCAAAUUCCAUCGUCCAAGUAUGAGGUCUUCGUAUUCGUGAAGGGCUAUUAAAAUUGCACCAAUUAAUAACAUAGAAAUCGUUUUUUUUUGUUUAAAUUAUAGAAAAAAAGUUUAAAAAUGGCGCUCACAGUUGACCAGAUGCUAGAAAAGAUCGGGGAAUUCUACAAAUUCCAAUGGCUAUUGCUAGGAAUUUUUGGCUACGCCGUCUUCGCUCUCGAUGCACUCCCUAUUAUGAUUGUGACAUUUAUUACGGCCGAACCACAAUGGGAAUGCGUAGGAGGAUACAACACUUCGGUUUGUAAUUUUACGAAACCAAUUGGGUUAACCAGCGAUGAUUAUGAAGCAAGAUGUGAUAUGCCGAGGGACGCCUGGAGAUACGUUGAUGGAUUUACCUCAACAGUUACCGAGUACGAUCUAGUAUGUGAGAAGUCACUGUUACAGUCAGUUGCACAGUCAUGCUACUGGGUUGGAAUGUUGCUUGGUUUGAUCGCUGGUGGAUACUUGGCAGAUAAAUUUGGUAGAAAAAUUAUUUUCUACAUUGGUUCCGCUAGCGUUAUUAUUGCGACAUGGAUAAUGAUCUUCCCAGAAUCUUUUAUUGUUUUUAUCGUAUGUCGAGUCUUUAUUGGUCUUGGCUCAGGUUUUCGUAACGCAACCAGCUUCGUUAUGCUCACAGAAUUCACAACAGAAAAACACCGUGCAAAAAUAGGUGUUGGCUCUUUCUAUUUCUGGGUGGCUGGUUUGAUGCUUUUGCCGUUGAUAGGCUAUUUUGUUACCGAAUGGAGAUAUUUUUUACUCGGAACUGCUUGCUUUGCAAUACCGUGUUUAUUCACGUGGUGGUUUAUUCCAGAGAGUGUACGUUGGUUGUUACUUCGCGGGAGAAAAACAGAGGCGAAAGAACAAUUGGAGAAGGUCGCUGCCAUUAACGGAAGGGAAAUGCCAAAUGAAAGCUUACAGAAUAUUGAAUCGAGUGGUGAAACUGGAAGUUUCAAACAUCUUUUUUUCAACUGGAAAGUGGCGAAAAUCACGUUGAUUAGUUGGAAUUUGUGGUUUGCAAACUCUUUAGUUUAUUACGGUGUUUCGUACGGCUCCGUUGACCUUGGCGGAAAUCGAUACGUAAACUUUGCUUUAACAAGCAUUGUUGAACUCCCGUCCAAUAUUUUAUGCAUCUUCGUUGCUAACAGAUAUGGUAGGAAAAAAACUGUCAUUGUUGGUUUGAUUGUCGCUUGCAUUGCGGCCCUUAUUUCUGUCGCGAUACCUGACGACCAGUCUAAUGACGGAUAUACCGGUGGCAGAAUCUUUUUAGCUGUUUUGGCGAAGUUCUUCAUUAAUAUGGCAUUUUCAGGAAUUUAUAUCUGGAGCACAGAAUUAUUUCCCACAUUUAUAAGAGGUAUGGGGGUAAGUACAUCAUCGUCUGCUGCCAGGAUAGGAUCCUUUUCAGCAAGCUACAUUGUUUGGUUGAUUCGCAUUCAUUCCAUCCUACCCUUUGGAAUUAUGGGAAUUAUUUGCCUUGAAGCCGCAAUUGUGGCAACGUUUUUGCCCGAAACGAAUGGAAGACCAACUAUUGAAACAUUGCAGGAGAUGGUCAAUUACGAAGAGGAGAAAAGGCGUUCCGUGGUCAUGAGUGAGGUCAUUGCCAACAGUAAAGCAGAAAUUAAUGAAAAUACACAUAUGUAGCAAUUUAAUAAGUUUUUACAGGGACUUCAGAGGUGGGGGGAGGGAAGGGCUGCAUGGAAGACAUUUUCCUGACAGGCAUUAUUGAGAUAGCCCUGGGUGUUGAAUUAUGUUUAAUUAUGCACUAGUUGUGUUUUCAUAUAAAAAAUCACUAUUCGUCUCUGUCUAUCAUUUUAA